Penicillium riverlandense is the source of this 270-nucleotide messenger RNA. RefSeq lists its product as uncharacterized. The coding region runs from base 1 to 270 and encodes 89 amino acids. The record is from RefSeq and is a predicted model, not a curated record. The transcript has a single exon. NCBI's taxonomy places the organism in Eukaryota, Fungi, Ascomycota, Eurotiomycetes, Eurotiales, Aspergillaceae.
AUGUUCUCCCUCCGCACCGUCUUCGGUGCCUCCUCCGGCGCCCUCCGCCAAUUUCUCCCCUCCGUCUCCCGCCGAUCAUUCUACAGCUCUGUAUCGCUCCGCCCAUUCUCGCACAUGAUCCGAAACAGUCUCACAAGGCUGCGCGCUGGACAAUCACAAUCGAGCACUGCCGUCGCUGUUGCUGUGGGUUCUGCCAGGCAGAUAGAGCAGGUCCGGGGGAUGAAGACUCGGUCUUCGGUGAAACGGUUGUGUGAUGGCUGCAAGGUAUGA